This is a messenger RNA of Trichoderma virens Gv29-8, 1137 nucleotides long. RefSeq lists its product as uncharacterized. NCBI's taxonomy places the organism in Eukaryota, Fungi, Ascomycota, Sordariomycetes, Hypocreales, Hypocreaceae. The record is from RefSeq and is a predicted model, not a curated record. Bases 1 to 1137 code for a protein of 378 amino acids. The transcript has 2 exons.
AUGCAGUCACUUGUUGGAUUCUUUGACCUCAGCGGCUUGCAUGCCUACAACGGAAUUACUGCCAUUACUCGCAGUUCUUCAAAUAUGGAGGUGUUCUACUCGUCAGAUGACAACACCAUCCACAGCCGUUACUGGACGCCAGGCGGAGGCUGGAAAAACUCUGGCCAGGACAAAUCCAUCAACUCUGCGGCUGGCACUGGCAUCGCUGGAGUCUCGCGUGAGGCAUCUCACAUGGAGAUCUUCUACGUUGGAAACAACGGAAACCUCAUGCACUCUUAUUCCGUUGAUUCCGGCUCCAACUGGGUCACAGACGCGGUACUUGCUGGUUCCGAUUGGGGGACGCCUGCAAACAAGGGCAUUGGGGCUCUUAGCAGCAACGAUCAAAGCCAAGAAGUAUGGUGGAUCACCACGACUGGUGCAAUCAACUAUGCCCCAUGGAAUCCUCUCAAUGGCUGGGAAUAUAGUUCGUUGCGCGCAGCUGGCACAGCGCAUCCAAACUCUGGCAUGGCCGUUCUUGCGCGAAGCAACGUCCGCAGAAACAUCUUCUACAUUGGAAACGACCAGAGGGUUUACCAAGGAUACUGGCAAAGUGAGCAGCCCAACAUUUGGAGAUUCGAGAAACUGUCAGACAUGCCUGCUGCUAUUGGCUCGUUGACGGCUGUUUCCAUGAACAGUCAGCAUAUGGAGGUGUUCUGGACUGCUCCAGAUGGUACUAUUACCCAUGCAUACUGGUAUGAGAACACAGGAAAAUGGACCAGCGCUUCCAUGGCUUCCAACAUUUACUGUGUGCCUGGUGGCUCCAUCACUGCCACAUCUCGCAAGGAUGGGUUCAUGUUGGUGGUCGCUAAUGGAAUGACUGUUACGUUCAUGAAUCCGCUUCCCAGCCAUCAGAAACGAUCCGUCACCACCGCGAGAGAAUAUCAAGAGCCCGCCCAUCUGGUAGGAGGUUUCGCUGAAUCAACUAUUACGUCGAUGCGACUGGCCGACAUAUUAGCCUGCCAAACUGAUAAACUGGAAAAUCACUCUAGAUUUCCACAACUUCGCCUCCAGGGCAUUGAUCUCGAUCUCAUCGAAAGCCCUCGCAUGCACACUCUGCAGCUUCAGGUUAAGGGUGCUUCUCAGAAAGGCCCACCUUAG